CACCCUCUGAAGCCAAGGAAUGUGAGACUGCUGUCCACUAAAAUGGGCCUGAAAGUCACGUGGGAACCACCCAAAGAUGCUGCCAGUAGACCCGUGGAGUAUUACAACAUUGCCUACGGGAAGUCACUGAAAAGCCUUAGCUACAUCAAGGUGAAUGCAGAGACAUCCUCCUUCCUUAUCGGGGAUGUGGAGCCGGGGGUAGUGUACUUUGUGCUGGUUACUGCGGAAAAUCACAGUGGAGUGAGUCGUCCGGUUUACAGAGCUGAAAGUCCACCUGGAGGUGAAUGGAUCAAGAUUGAUGGUUUCCCCAUUAAGGGUCCAGGACCAUUUAAUGAAACCGUCCCAGAAAAGGAAGCGCCCAACAAGCCCCUGCGCAUGCGUGUCCGGUCCUCAGAUGACAAGCUGUCAGUUCAUUGGAAAGCCCCGCGCCUGUCUGGAGCCAAGAGUCCCCGCAGAUCCCGAGGUUUCCUUCUGGGUUAUGGGGAAAGUGGCCGGAAGAUGAAUUAUGUCCCAUUGACAAGAGAUGAACGAACACAUGAAAUUAAAAAACUCGCCUCCGAGUCGGUGUACGUGGUCUCCCUGCAGUCCAUGAACUCCCAGGGACGGAGCCAGCCUGUCUACAGGGCAGCCUUAACAAAGCGAAAAAUUGCAGAAGAGGAUGAUCUCAAUGUGCCCAAAGACAUCAGUGUCCGCAUCAUGUCUUCCCAGUCUGUGCUCGUAGCCUGGGUGGACCCUGCUUUGGAGAAGCAGAAGAAGGUUGUUGCAUCGAGACAGUAUACAGUGCGCUACCGAGAAAAGGGGGAGUCAGCAAGGUGGGAUUACAAGCAGAUGGCCAACAGACGCGUUCUAGUGGAGAACCUGGUUCCCGACACCAUGUAUGAAUUCGCAGUCCGUAUUUCACAGGGGGAAAGAGAUGGGAAGUGGAGUACUUCUGUCUUCCAGCGAACACCAGAAUCUGCUCCCACCGCAGCUCCUGAAAAUUUAAACGUCUGGCCAGUCAAUGGCAAACCAACUGUCGUCACUGCAUCUUGGGACCCACUUCCUGAGACAGAGGGGAAAGUGAAAGAAUACAUUCUUUCAUACGCCCCGGCUCUCAAACCAUUUGGAGCAAAGUCCCUCACCUACCCUGGAAAGACUACCUCUGCCAUGGUGGAUGGUCUACAACCUGGAGAACGCUAUCUUUUCAAAAUCCGGGCCUCAAACAGGAGAGGACAGGGCCCUCACUCCAAAGCCUUCAUUCUCACUAUACCAUCAAGCUCCAGAGCAAAAGUACAGCAGAAAGCAGACAGUGAGGAGGAUUUGAGACCUGAAAAACCUGAGCCUUCAUCACCUUCUCGGAAAGUCCCAGCUUCAUCAAGACACACUCAUUCACCUGUUUCUCCCCAGAGUAGAAAUGCUCAGAACCCUCUCCUCGACUUGAAGAACAAAAUACUGGCUAAUGGUGGGGUGCCCAGAAAGCCCCACCUCCACCCUAAAAAGAGUGAAGAGUUGGAACUUCAAUCUACUGAGGUCACUGAGGAGGAGCGGAAUGGCGCAGACCCAUCCUCCUUGUCCUCUGAGACCCAAGACCCAAAGCGAACUCUGAAGCGGCUACCUCCAAGUAGGUCUUUCUCCGAUACCCUCAUUCCUCGGAGGACUCCGGCCCGAGCCCCAGUGCCAAUGGUGCCCCGAAAGGAAGCCAUGGACAAGCAUGGUACCUCACACCCCACUCCGGAGGUCUCUCCCUCCACUUCCGUCUCAUCUGCCCACCACACCUAUAUUGAUGGUGAAACUGCACGCCUGAAGCAGAGCAGCUCACGCCACCCCUUCAGAGGGACCUUUGCAAAGCUGCCGACCAACAGUGCUGACAACGACUCCAUUGAUGAAGACGAGGAAGACCAUGCUCCCCCCUCCAAGUCCGAGUCCUCCCGGAAGCUGCCUUCUAGAACAUCGGCAUAUUCACGGCCAGCCCCUCCCACCAGCAGACAGUCAGCUUCCAGCCCUGUGCGGGAGAGAAGUCAGGUGCACCCAGAGCGGAAGCCAUACUAUUCUGGACACCCCGAGGAAAGUCCCAGUGUUCCCAGCCCACCCUCAAGACUUUCUCCGCUGGGGGCCUCAGCUGAAUCCCAUGUUGGCUCUCCACUGUCCAGGGGGCUGAAGGAUGGCCACGUGGCACAGGCCACCAACUCCAAUGCACCGUCGAGGUCUACAGUGUCUUCCCCAGACUUUGUCCCUCAUUCCUCGAGGACACAGAUUCCUGAUAGCGAUGGCGACAGUGGCAAUGAUGCAGAAUACAGAGGCAGGCAGGCAGAGGCCACUGCCACAACACUGCGGGCCCGGCCAGCAAGCCGGCCUGUCUCUGGACAUCUCAAUCUUCUCAGAAAUAGGCCCUUAGGAGCCAAUGGUCGAUAUCCAAACAGGUUUAGCAACGGCCGAGGUCUAAGGUUGCAGCCUUCCAGCGCACCGGCGUCCACCGCGUCCCCCCGGGGGCCCUCCAGUCCCAGACUUGGCCCAGCCAUCCAUAGAGAUACAGAGGACCAGGCGGAGGAUGGGCAACCACUGCCUGCCACCGUUGUCAACGACUUCGUGCCCUCCUCCAGGCAGCCUGCCAACCGGGGGUUGGGCCACUUUAGAAGGGUCGUACAGAGAGGUCCUAGCGUGCAACGAAAGGAGCCUCUCUCAGGAAACCCCAAGUCCGCAGUGGAGACUUUUCCCUCAACGUCGGAAGAAGUGUCUUCUCAGGGCAAGUCCUCGUGGCCCUCCACUAAGGCUCAGGAUGUUCAGCAGAGCUCAGACUCCAAGGGUGAUGCCCCCCAAAUACAGCCGCUGUCCCCAGGGCGCCAGUCCUCCCUGGUGCGGUCUCAGCCCCACCCUGGGCUCAGUGUCCCCAGAAGGACAACACCUGGUCAAGGUCUGGGCGCCAGAGACCAUCCUUGGCCACACCGCCCUGUGUCCCAGCACCAGCCACGGGGUCACCAAGAUCAGGACUCCGGGCACCCGAUCUCCAAACUCAGUCAGGAGCGUCCUCAUCAGGGAGGCUCACAGGCUGCACCCCCAGAGCCUAAGCGCCCUCGGGUCCGCCCUCCCUCCUGGGCCACCUCUCCGCAGGGUCGGGACGCAGAGCGCAGAGCCGAUGACAGCUCGGAAAGGGCGGCCCAGGACGUGAGGCCUCCAGCGCGCUCGGCCCCGGAGUCUGCUGCGGUCCCCUCCAAGCACAGCCAGCUGGAGGUGGGGGCAGGCCUGACCGAUGAGAAGGCCCGCAGCCGCCCCACAAUUCCCCGAGGCUGGGCUCCGCGCCCCCGGCUCCAUGCCGCGGCCGGGAAGCCGGAGCCACCCGCCCAGCGACCGCCGCCGCCCACGUCCUCGGAGGAGGAAGCCGCGGGCGGUCCCCGAGCUGCCCUGGACAGCGGGCCACACCUGGAGGGACCCACCACUGAGGACCAGCGCAGGCCUGCGCCCCCGGCGCGCUCCAGACAGGAAGAGGACGCGCCCCUACGGCGGCAGCCCCCGGGCCGAGCCUCCGCAGCGCCACCCCGGCGCCCACCACCUGCCACGAGCGCUCCGUCUCCCCUUGUCUCCACUACCCCCAUGCUGUCCCUGCGACAGCGCAUGAUGCAGGCCAGGUUCCGGAACCCUCUGCAGCGCCCGCCCGCCAGAACCCCCUCCAGACAAGGUUAUAAUGGAAGACUAAACAUAGAUGGGAAUGUUCUUCCUGGUAGUAAUGGAAAACUAAGUGGACAAAGAAUUAUCAAUGGCCCUCAAGGAACCAAGUGGGUUGUGGAUCUUGACCGUGGGUUAGUACUAAAUGCAGAAGGAAGGUACCUUCAAGACUCACAAGGCAACCCUCUACGGGUUAAACUAGGAGGUGAUGGAAGGACCAUUGUGGAUAUGGAAGGCACUCCUGUGGUGAGCCCUGAAGGACUCCCCCUCUUUGGGCAGGGGCGCCAUGGCAAACCCUUGGCUAGUGCCCCAGACAGGCCCAUUUUGAGCCUUGGAGGGAAGCCCCUGGUGGGCUUGGAAGUUGUCAAAACAACCACCCGUGCCCCCACCACAACUGUGCAGCCCACCACCACCACCACCCCGCUGCCCACCACUACAACCCCACGACCCACGACCACCACCACCCGCCGGACAACCCCCACAAGUCGUCGGAAGACCACCACCACCCGCCGGAUGAGCACCAUUACACGCCCAAGGACUGCAAUCCGAACCACCACACGGGCCACCACCACCACCACCACCACGCCUGAGCCCACCACCCCAGUUCCUACCUGUCCUCCUGGCACCAUAGAACAACAUGACGAAGAGGGCAAUCGGAUAAUGGGCUCCAAUGGGACACCUCAGUGUUACCCUGAAGAAGAUGCAGGCUCAGGAUUCGACAGCGAUGUGUUGAUGCCCACAGAGGAAGCCUAUGUCGUCUAUGAUGAAGAUUACGAAUUUCAGACUGUGAGCCCACCAACCACUACCAAACCCUCAACGACCACAGCCAUACCGAGCAUCAUUUCACCAGAGGGGUCUGUCAGCUCCUUCCCUGAGGAAGAAUUCGACCUGGCUGGAAAAAAGCGAUUUGUUGCUCCCUAUGUGACAUACCUAAGUAAGGAUCCCUCAGCUCCAUGCUCUUUGACGGAUGCUCUAGAUCACUUCCAAGUGGAAAGCCUGGAUGAAAUCAUUCCAAAUGACUUGAGAAAGAAUGAUCUACCCCCUCAACAUGCUCCCCGCAACAUCACUGUGGUUGCUAUGGAAGGCUGCCACUCAUUUGUCAUCGUGGACUGGGACAAAGCCACUCCAGGGGAUGUGGUGACAGGUUACUUGGUCUACAGUGCAUCCUAUGAAGACUUCAUCAGGAACAAGUGGUCCACUCAAGCUUCAUCGGUGACUCACUUGCCCAUUGAGAACCUGAAGCCAAACACAAGGUAUUAUUUUAAAGUUCAAGCCAAAAAUCCUCAUGGUUACGGGCCUAUCAGCCCUUCGGUCUCCUUCGUUACAGAAUCAGAUAACCCUCUGCUUGUGGUGAGGCCACCAGGCGGAGAGCCCAUCUGGAUCCCAUUUGCUUUCAAACACGACCCUGGCUACACGGACUGCCAUGGCCGGCAGUAUGUGAAGCGGACAUGGUACAAGAAGUUCGUGGGGGUCGUUCUCUGUAACUCCCUGCGGUAUAAGAUCUACCUCAGUGACAACCUAAAAGAUACAUUCUACAGCAUUGGGGACAGCUGGGGAAGAGGUGAAGACCAUUGCCAGUUUGUGGAUUCACAUCUUGAUGGGAGAACAGGGCCUCAGUCCUACGUAGAAGCCCUCCCUACCAUCCCAGGCUACUAUCGCCAGUAUCGCCAGGAACCUGUCAGCUUUGGUCACAUUGGUUUCGGAACCCCCUUCUAUUAUGUGGGCUGGUAUGAGUGUGGGGUGUCCAUCCCAGGAAAGUGGUAG
Messenger RNA from Chrysochloris asiatica (Cape golden mole), 5403 nucleotides. It is a transcript of the gene FNDC1, whose product is annotated as fibronectin type III domain containing 1. The record is from RefSeq and is a predicted model, not a curated record. The transcript is spliced from 24 exons. Bases 43 to 5403 code for a protein of 1786 amino acids. Gene Ontology annotation, molecular function: protein binding. Lineage: Eukaryota; Metazoa; Chordata; Mammalia; Afrosoricida; Chrysochloridae.